Ceratotherium simum simum (southern white rhinoceros) is the source of this 3502-nucleotide messenger RNA. RefSeq names its product BCL2 interacting protein 3 like (gene BNIP3L). Gene Ontology annotation, biological process: defense response to virus; positive regulation of apoptotic process; mitochondrial outer membrane permeabilization. The record is from RefSeq and is a predicted model, not a curated record. NCBI's taxonomy places the organism in Eukaryota, Metazoa, Chordata, Mammalia, Perissodactyla, Rhinocerotidae. Gene Ontology annotation, cellular component: mitochondrial envelope; nuclear envelope; mitochondrial outer membrane.
GGACAGGGGAGGGACUGCGCAGGCGCAGAAAAGGGGGCGGGGGACUCGGCUUGUUGUGUUGCUGCCCGAGAACCAGAGACGGUCUUGCUGCGGCCGCAGCUCUUCCAGCCGCCCGACAAUGUCGUCUCAUUUAGUAGAGCAGCCGCCGCCCCUGCACAACAACAACAACAACUGCGAGGACGGUGAACAGUCUCUGCCCCCGCCAGCCGGCCUCAACAGUUCCUGGGUGGAGCUACCCAUGAACAGCAGCAAUGGCAAUGAUAAUGGCAAUGGGAAAAAUGGGGGGCUAGAGCAUGUACCGUCCUCAUCUUCCAUCCACAAUGGAGACAUGGAGAAGAUUCUUUUGGAUGCACAACACGAAUCAGGACAGAGUAGUUCAAGGGGCAGUUCUCACUGUGACAGCCCUUCCCCACGAGAAGACGGGCAGAUCACAUUUGAUGUGGACAUGCACACCAGCAGGGACCACAGCUCUCAGUCAGAAGAAGAAGUUGUCGAAGGAGAGAAAGAAGUUGAUGCUUUGAAGAAAAGUGUAGAUUGGGUUUCCGACUGGUCCAGCAGACCUGAAAACAUCCCACCAAAGGAGUUCCACUUCAGACACCCCAAACGUUCUGUUUCUUUAAGCAUGAGGAAAAGUGGAGCCAUGAAGAAAGGGGGUAUUUUCUCCGCAGAAUUUCUCAAGGUGUUCAUUCCAUCUCUCUUCCUUUCACAUGUUUUGGCUUUGGGGCUAGGCAUCUAUAUUGGAAAACGACUGAGCACACCCUCUGCCAGCACCUACUGAGGAAAAGAAAAGCCCCUGGAACAGCGUGUGACCUGUGAAGUGGUGUAUUGUCACAGUAGUUUGUUUGAACUUGAGACCAUUGUAAGCAUGACCCAACCUGCCCCCCUCUUUUUACAUAUCCAAGUUCCAGUAACUCUCAAAUCCAGUAUUUUAUUCAAACUCUGUUGAGGCAUUUUACUAACCUCAUUCCCUUUUUGGCCUGUAAGACACUUUAGAAUUUCCUAACAGAGUUUACUGUUGUUUAGAAAUUUGCAAGGGCUUCUUUUCCGCAAAUGCCACCAGCAGAGUAUAAUUUUGUCAACAAUGCUGUUGUCUCCUUUUAGUACCACCAGACUUAGACCUGCAUCGUCCAUGGUGUAAAUUUUACUCUUGCAAGAUCAGUACCAUCUCUCUCUUAAAACAAGAUCAGGUUAGCAAAUGAUGUAAAAGCUUUGUUCUUUUGUUUUUCAAGACAAAGACAAGCUUCCCUAAGCUUGAAUUUAUAAUUAUUAAAGAAGAAAACAAAAAUAAAAAAAACAAAACAUAAGAAGAAAAAUAUCCUGGGCAAUAAAAAAUUAUUUUAAACCAUCUUUGGAGCCACUUUUUGUCUAAGCCUCCUGAUGGCGCCUUUAAUUUGUAGGAGGCAGACUAUAUCAGUGAUAGGUCGGCAUAGAAUAAGAACUCGAAUACAUCAGUUUUAAUACUAGUGUGUAGUAAUGCUGUCUUUUCUAUGCUGUAGAAUCUUUAUUUCUGAUAAGGAACGUCUCAGGCCUAGACAUACAUGAAAUUGCUUUUGGGAUUUUUGUGUGUGUGUUUGGUAUUUUUAUGUUUAUUAGCUGCAUGUGAAUUUUUCAUGAUUUUCUUUAAAUUUUUUUUAUUUCUUUUCUUUUUCCUAACAAGAGGCUUUGGAAUGAGUUCCAGUUUGUGGUAUAACUACAGGCUUCUUGUUUUAGGAAGCAUCACUUAUCCUCUGAAGCCUUUAAACUCUGAAGACAAUUGUUCAGAGUUAUUCCAAGCACUUGUGCAACUUUGAAUAACAGACUUGGUUUGUGGGAACAGUUGACAAAGUUCUGAAAAGAUGCCAUUUGUUGUCUUCUCUCUCUCUCUUUUCAAUGUUUACUGUGCAAUCUUCCCAAGGUGAUUCCUGUGAUUCUGCAGGCACUGGUCGUUUUCUUGUGUAGCCAUCUUUUGAGUUAAGUUAAACUCUUGAAGUUCCAGAACACUCAACAACUUCCUUCAAUGAUAUACGUUUUUUGUUUGUUUUUAAAAUGUGAAGCUUUAGGACCAAAUUGUUAGAAGGCAUCAGGAUUACCAGUUAUUUCAAGUAGAUUUAUUGGAUUUCAGAACAUAGCAUGACUCCGAAGGAUACCGUUAUAUGUUUUAUAUAUAAAUAAUUACUGUUUAUGAUAUAGACAUUACUAUGGAAUAUUUACAGAACCAUUGUUAAUUUUAAAACUAGCAAUCUAUUCAUUAAAUAAAGUGCAUCAGGUUGACUUGAAUAAAAACACUAUGAGAACCAGGUUUGCCAGUUUGCAGAGACUAACUCUUUCUUUCUCUCACAUCAAGUUUUGUAAAAUUGAUGUGUUAUAGUGGAAAAUAACAUACAGAUUAAACAAAAAAAUUAAUUUCUGACUAUCUUUUUUCAAGAAUAUAGCUGACUUUAUUACCAUCUUUAAGAAAGAUGAUAUAUGCAGAAUAGUUUUCUGAAUUAUUUUACUUUGUUCUUCUUUCUAGCAUUUGAUGUCUAAAUAAUUUUGGACGUCUUUUUAUUAUACCUUGUUUCUGUCUUGUUCUUAAACCUGGUAACACUUGAUUUUCCUUCUAUAACCUGUUUAUUUCAUGUGUUCCUAUUUGAAUUUCUUUGGGAAGAAAGUAAAUCUGGUGGCCCACUGAUUUUGAAAAACCUGAAUAAAGUUGGAAAGGCUGGUGACGUUAAAGAGAACUAAAUAGCUAAACUGCUAUAAUAGUUUGUAUUACAACUGGUAUCAUGGGAGAGAAAAGUCAAAUUUUACUUAAAAUAAGAGCAACUUUUUACAGGCAGCACAUUGCCCUCUUUUGAAAUUCAGUAGCAAUUGUUAUCAGUAGUGUGAUUGAACUUGGGUGUAUUUUUAAUUUUUUCAACAUUGAAAAUAAACUUAGUUCUGCCCUUUUUCAUAAAAUAUCUGUGAAAUUUUGGACUAUUACUUAAAACAUGAAUACAGGAUCACAGUAGAACUUAUAAGCUGAAAUCAUGCGGUAUUUAUUGAUAGCCCUAACAUACGGGAUAAAUGUUUAUGCUUCUACCCAGAUUUCUGUUGAACGGAAACAGAUUAUGUGAUUGGAGAGGAGAAUUCAACAAUUAACAGUUGACAUUUUAAGAUUAAUGUUUAAAAAGUUUGAUACCUGUUUAUAGUUUGGAGACAAAAAGGCAGGUUUCGUUUUUCUUAUGUUUGAUGAAAACUGGCUUAAAAUAUUUGUAAAUAGAAAUAAGAGCAAAACUGCACAAACUUGCACAUUGAAAAGUGCAGCAAGUUACUUCAAUUGCAGUAAAAAUAUUUACGAUUCUAAAAAUGGAAAUUGAAGACUUAGCCAGUGAGAUAAAUUUUUAAGUGAACCAGUUGUUGAAAUGAUUGGAGUAACUGAGCCAAAGUGAUUAUGCAUUAUUCAUCUAUUUAGUUAGCACUUUGUAUCAUUAUAUACAGUUUACAAUACGUGUAUAACUUGUAGCUAUAAACAUUUUGUGCCAUUAAAGCUCUCACGAACCUU